UCACGCUAAUCCUUUCUGUUUCCCUUUCAAUCUAAAGAAAAAGAAGAAAAGAAAACCGCUAUUGUUUUAUCAGAGCAUUCGCGUCAUCUAGAAAAUCAGAAAGAAAAACUCUGUAACGGCUUGUCUUCUCUGCGCCACCUUUUUUCUCGAGCCUAUUCCAUUUUUCUACAUUGUUGUUUCUACGAUCAGAUCGAUUUUCUCUGAGAAAAUCAUGAGGUCUAAACAGCAAUUUCCCGUCAAUAUCAGGUUGAUUUUACUAACUCUCUUCUUCCUCCUCAUCCUCCUUGUCGUCGUUGUGAAAACAAACUUGUCAUCUUCCCAAGAGAACCCGGCAUACACAUCUCAGACCCACGUCUCAACUUCACAAGAAAACCCCAAAAACGAAGAUGAUCAGCCGAGAUCCGUAACAACGGAGAAGACCUCCGGAUUCCCAUUCUCCACUCCGUCCUGCACGAAAACCCCACCGUCGUUAGCCCACGCUCUGAUCCACUACGCGACUACAAACAUAACCCCUCAACAGACCAUAAAAGAAAUCUCGGUGACUCAGAAAAUUCUAGAGAGAAAAUCCCCCUGCAACUUCUUGGUCUUCGGGCUCGGCCACGAUAGUCUAAUGUGGGCGGCGCUUAACCACGGCGGCCGCACCGUCUUCCUCGAAGAAGACAAGUCGUGGAUCGAGCAAAUCAGGAAAAAACAACCGAGUCUCGAGUCCUACCACGUGGUCUACAACACGAAGGUGAACCAGGCGGACGAUCUGCUCGAGAACCGCGCUCGAGAGGAGUGCCGAGCAGUGAGCGACCCGCGAGUAUCCCAGUGCGAGCUCGCGCUCAAGGGCUUGCCGAGCGAAGUGUACGAAGUGGAAUGGGACUUGAUAAUGGUGGACGCUCCGACGGGGUACCACCGGGAAGCGCCGGGUAGGAUGACGGCGAUAUAUACGGCGGGGCUGAUGGCGCGGAACAGGGAAGAAGGAGAAACGGAUGUGUUUGUGCAUGAUGUGGAUAGAAAUGUGGAAGAUAAGUUCUCUUUCGCGUUUCUGUGUGAAGAGUAUAUGAGGGAGGAAGAAGGAAGGUUGAGGCAUUUCACCAUUCCCAGCCAUCGAGCUCGACUGGGUCGACCUUUCUGUCCGUAG
Messenger RNA from Carica papaya (papaya), 1126 nucleotides. RefSeq names its product glucuronoxylan 4-O-methyltransferase 3-like. Gene Ontology annotation, biological process: xylan biosynthetic process. NCBI's taxonomy places the organism in Eukaryota, Viridiplantae, Streptophyta, Magnoliopsida, Brassicales, Caricaceae. The record is from RefSeq and is a predicted model, not a curated record.